AUGGCUUGGAGGCGUUUUUCCUUGAGGGAGGGGAAGGGUCGUCUCGAGCGUGUCGUGCUGGCGUCGGCCGAAAGCUACGCUCAGGCACAGGAGAACGAGGGAGGAGGCGGGUCGUGGGACGUCACUUUCGAUACCGCUGGACACCGAAACUUCAUGCAAAGGGGGUCCUACUCGCUGGGCAUCGGAGCCAUUCUACCCUAACGUUGGUCGCCAGCGGUGCUCAGUCGCCGACCGUUGACGCGUUGUUAUUGUUGUUACUGUUGUUGUGGUUGGACGGGGGGGGUACUCAUCAUGUAAACGCAUACCGGUACUUGUAUGCCGUAGUCGUUAGCCCAUUGGCCUCGCAUCCCUACAACGCGCGGUUGAACAAGGGAAAACCGCGUGAAAACCCCAAGUAUUUGUAGGUGCUCGUUUUUCUCGGCGACAAUGCCACAGAGACUGGUGUCGUCGUUUGCCACCUGCAAGCGCCGGAGAUAGAUGCCGUUGACUUGCGGGCAGGUUCGCGGAAAGGAACCGUCCGGCUUUUGACAGCGGUUCGUUGUGGACACAAUCCAGCGUCGUGGUGUACCAGUGCACACGGAUUACAUAGGUGAACUAGUCUAGGCACAAGGUAAUCAUGUACGUACAAGACAGCAUAUUUGUUGGGAUGUGCGCGAAGAGAGGGAGUCGUCGCCGACAGACUUUGGGGAGAUUGUACCCUUUGUGGGGAUGUCCACAUGGGGGUAGAUCAUGUUGUUGUACCCACACUUCGCAUUUUUUUCUGGUUUGGGGAGGACACAUAAAAAAGGAAGAGCGCUGGCUGGAGGGACGUGCGGAUGUAGCAUCCUCGUGUUGGUUCGUGUGCACGCAUGUUCGAGUCACCUGCACCAGACCCAGUCACAUUCUCAUCCUUCUCCAGUUCUUGUGGGGUACACUACGAGCGGUGGGGGGGCGGGCACAAACGACACGUUUUUCCAAGUCUCGCACUCUGCUCUACAGCACCUACUCGCCGAAUGUACUUCACGUGUCUUCUUUUGGUUUAUUUUUGCCUUUAGAUGAUGCGAAACAAGUGGCCAAGGGCGUGCGGUGGGGUAGGUAGGUGGCGUUGUGAUGCUAUCGCACUAUGCAUAGCUAGCAUGCACCCUUUCCUGAAGCGGUAACCGCGGUGGUUUAGGGUCUGGUGUGCUUGACGGUCUGUGGGAAAUGCGAGGUAUGCCUUUCUUCCGUGAAGUCCGAUGCGUGCACGGUAAGAAACCA
Ectocarpus siliculosus is the source of this 1236-nucleotide messenger RNA. NCBI's taxonomy places the organism in Eukaryota, Phaeophyceae, Ectocarpales, Ectocarpaceae. The record is from the annotation of a GenBank genome assembly.